Molecule: messenger RNA, 351 nt
Organism: Solanum tuberosum (potato)
Lineage: Eukaryota; Viridiplantae; Streptophyta; Magnoliopsida; Solanales; Solanaceae
Product: 1,4-alpha-glucan-branching enzyme 2-2, chloroplastic/amyloplastic-like
Exons: 3
Coding region: 16-336 (106 amino acids)
Biological process (GO): starch metabolic process
Cellular component (GO): cytoplasm
Molecular function (GO): 1,4-alpha-glucan branching enzyme activity; hydrolase activity, hydrolyzing O-glycosyl compounds
Source: RefSeq, a predicted model, not a curated record
UGAAAGUCUGAUUGCAUGUAUAUCCUCUCCGUUCUUUUGCAGUCAGCUGCCCUCAUUGGAGAUUUCAACAAUUGGGACGCAAAUGCUGACAUUAUGACUCGGAAUGAAUUUGGUGUCUGGGAGAUUUUUCUGCCAAAUAAUGUGGAUGGUUCUCCAGCAAUUCCUCAUGGGUCCAGAGUGAAGAUACGUAUGGACACUCCAUCAGGUGUUAAGGAUUCCAUUCCUGCUUGGAUCAACUACUCUUUACAGCUUCCUGAUGAAAUUCCAUAUAAUGGAAUAUAUUAUGAUCCACCCGAAGAGGUUACACUCUUCUCUCUGUUGUUGCUAAUAGCCUAGAAUAUUGUCUUGUAU